AUGCCUGAAAAUCCUGCUGCAGAUAAACAGCAGGUGCUGCAGAUCCUUGAUCGUCUGCAAGCAAAACUGCGUGAGAAAAGAGAUUCCCAACAUAAUGAAAACCUGACUGUUUUACGUAACACACUCAAGAGCCCUUUGUUUAACCAGAUACUGACCCUCCAGCAAUCCAUCAAGCAACUGAAGGAACAACUCAAUUACAUGCCUCCUGACCGUUCAGUAGAUUUUGAUUUUACUAAGAGAGGGCUACUAGUGUUUGCUGACAAAUCAGUUGCUGCUGGGAGCGUGUAUACACCUGGCAGUUCACCUGAACCCAAAGCAUCUACCUUCCCUUCAAACCUGGGAGUUAAUGAAUUUAACACAAUCAUCCAACAGAUGGCAAAGGGGAGACAAAUAGAAUCAAUAAAGAUUGAAAAGCCUUCUGUUGGAGGUCUUGGAUUUAGUGUGGUUGCCCUUAAAAAUCACAGCUUGGGAGAAGUUGGUAUCUUUGUCAAGGAAGUCCAGCCAGGAAGCAUAGCUGACAGGGAUCAAAGGCUAAAGGAAAAUGACCACAUACUGGCCAUUAAUUGCACCCCAUUGGAUCAGAACAUUUCCCAUCAGCACGCUAUUGCCCUCCUCCAGCAAUCCACAGGAUCUCUACAUCUGGUUGUUGCUAGGGAGCCAGUUCAAGGAAACAGCAGAACUUCGGCUGUCUUAUUAAGUGAUAUAAAUCCACCUGAGACUAUUCACUGGGGCCAUGUUGAAGACGUUGAGCUGAUUAACGAUGGUUCAGGAUUAGGCUUUGGAAUUGUAGGAGGAAAAUCAAAUGGAGUAGUUGUAAGAACAAUUGUUCCUGGGGGAUUAGCAGAUCGGGAUGGGAGGCUCCGGACAGGAGAUCACAUCUUACAGAUUGGAGGGACCAAUGUGCAAGGAAUGACCAGUGAACAAGUUGCCCAAGUGCUGAGAAACUGUGGGAAUUCUGUUAGGAUGAUCGUUGCAAGAGACCCGAAGCGUGAAAUUAUGGAGACUCCACCAGCUCCUGUGAGCUGGCCAGUCAGUACAUUACCUUCCUUUCAAAAUGGAAAUGAUAAUACCAACCUUUUUAAGACCUAUGAUGUUGAACUUAUAAAAAAGAAUGGGCAAAGCCUGGGGAUAACAAUUGUUGGAUAUGCUGGCACAUCACAUACUUUUAGCUUAGGUAAACCUUCAGGGAUUUUCGUGAAGAAUAUAAUACCUGGUAGUGCUGCUGACCACAAUGGCCAAAUUCAUGUUCAUGACAAAAUUGUUGCUGUUGACGGAGUUAAUAUAGAGGAUUAUACCAACCAAGAAGUGGUAGAGGCGUUGCGUAACACAGGACAGACUGUACGCCUUACCUUACUUAGAAGGAAACCUUCUUCUACUGUAUCUUCAGAAAGACCUUCAGAUAAAGGUACAUCUGUUUUUACAGUGCAGCCAACUGUUCCAACCUUUGUGACCUCUGGAGCUGUAGGGACUGAAACUAGUGUGGAUGCUAAGAAUGAGGAAAACCAAAAACAGAAGGAUAAUCUUCAAAAUGACAAGAAGCAGAGUCUACAUAAAACAGGAAGAGUCCCACUCCCUCCAGCACAUGAGCUGAAAUCCAAGUGGGAAAACCUGCUGGGACCUGAAUACGAAGUUAUGGUUGUGAAUGUGGAUAUGCCUAUUACAGAUGAUUCGGAGCUCCAGAAAUACUCAAAGCUAUUACCCAUCCACACUUUGAGAUUAGGAGUUGAGCUUGACACGUUUGAUGGACAUCAUUAUAUAUCAUCCAUUGCUUCAGAUGGUCCAGCUGCAACACUUGGUCUUCUGCAACUGGAGGAUGAACUUCUGGAGGUAAAUGGAGUUCAGCUAUACGGAAAAUCACGCCGCGAGGCAAUCACUUUUCUAAAAGAAGUGCCACCCCCAUUUACAUUGGUUUGCUGUCGGCGACUUUUUGAUGAUGGCAGUGAGUCUCUUGUGGAUGAACCCACCAUGGGAGUUUCCCCUCCAGAACAAAAGGUAGACUUCUCAUGUCAUUCAGAAGACAUUAAUCCUGAGGAGGAAGAAGGGGAAUUAGCAUUAUGGUCUCCUGAUGUGAAGGUUAUUGAACUGGAGAAAGACAAAAAUGGUUUAGGAUUCAGCAUUUUAGACUAUCAGGAUCCCUUAGAUCCAACAAGAACAGCCAUUGUGAUCAGCUCUUUGGUGGCAGGCGGAGUAGCCGAACGUGGGGGUGAGCUUUUACCGGGUGACCGCUUAGUUUUUGUAAACGAGAAAUAUUUGGACAGCGCCACUUUAGCAGAGGCAGUGGAAGUAUUGAAAUCGGUGCCCCCAGGUACAGUUUCUCUUGGAAUCUGCAAGCCUUUGGGAGAAAGCAAAGAGGAGGAGAACAUGCACAGUGUGGAUUCCAGCAACAUUAAAACCAGCCCUGGAUCUCCAGAACCAAUAGAUAAUAUUAAUUUCUCAAUAAUACUUGAAGCACCACAGGGUUUCAGAGAUGAAACACCUUUUAAAGAAGAACUUGUUGAUGAACCAAGUUUGGACUUGGGAAGGUCAUUUCAGCUUUCUCAAAAUGACAAUGAGUAUGAGAAGGAGUCCUGGGAGAUGCAUGAAUUUCUGAAACCUCGAACAGAAGAAAUGGAUGAAGAACGGGAAAUGUUGGUGGAUGAUGAGUAUGAAGAAGAUUCAGACUUCCUGAAAUAUGAUGCAUCGUGUGGACGGAAGGCAACUUCAGAGAGGAACCUUGAUACAGAACGAUGGGCAAAACAACUUGAGACUACUGACAUACAAGACUUAAGAUCCAGUGUUAACUUAAGUCCAAAACAGCCCCUGGAAUAUCCAUUCAAUAAAGAUCAAAUGUGUGAAGAAAAUGCUAGUGUAAGUUCACUAUUUUCUGGAACCACAGGACACAGUGGCUACCAAAAAGACAUAUUUGAUACUGAAACUACCCAGUCAGGAGCAAAAACCAAGAUGGAUUUAGGUACAAAGCUUCAGAUUGACUCUAAAGGACCUGGGCUUGCUGUUGAUCUGGAAGCUAUUGAAAAGGAAGAACUGAAAGGGGAGGAUUAUGUUGUUUCCAAGAACCCGGAAUCUGGGAGAGUAACCACCUUAGCUCAGCCUAGAACAGAGUUGUGCAGUGAAUUACCUGAGAGAGAAGAAGGAGAAGGAGAAGAAACUCCAAACUUCAGCCACUGGGGACCACCACGGACUGUUGAGAUCUUUAGAGACCCUCAUGUGUCUCUUGGAAUCAGUAUUGUUGGUGGACAAACUGUCAUAAAGCGCCUGAAGAAUGGAGAAGAACUUAAAGGGAUCUUUAUCAAACAAGUUUUGGAAGACAGCCCAGCAGGAAGAACAAGGGCUUUAAAAACUGGAGAUAAAAUACUUGAGGUUUCUGGGAUAGACCUACAAAACGCCACACACGAGGAAGCAGUAGAAGCUAUCAAGAAUGCGGGAAAUCCUGUCGUGUUUGUGGUUCAGGGUUUGUCUAACAUACCAAAAGUCGUUUCUGCCAUACAGCCUAAGGGAAUCAAAGUCAGCAAAGAUCAGGAUGCAGACAAAGAACAUAAGAGUGAAAAGAGAAAAUAUGGGGCUCCGCCUCCAAUGAAAUUGCCACCUCCUUAUAGAGCAAUUGAAAGACUGCAUGCAGAGGAAGGUAACGUGGAUGAAGAGGAGGAUGAGGAUGCUUCUGCAGAGAAAAAAAUCAGGCAAAGAUAUGCAGAUCUACCAGGAGAGUUGCACAUUAUUGAGCUUGAGAAAGACAAAAAUGGACUUGGACUGAGUCUUGCUGGCAACAAGGACCGUUCUCGUAUGAGCAUCUUUGUAGUUGGUAUCAAUCCAGAUGGACCUGCGGGACGAGAUGGAAGGAUGCAUAUUGGCGACGAACUUCUAGAGAUAAACAAUCAGAUAUUGUAUGGAAGAAGUCAUCAGAAUGCUUCUGCAAUCAUUAAGACUGCCCCAUCAAAGGUCAAGCUGGUUUUCAUACGAAGCGAAGAUGCGGUCAAUCAGAUGGCUGUUACUCCUUUCCCGUUACCUUCCAGCUCCCACUCUUCUAUUGAGGAUCAUGGUGGCACCGAACCUGCAAGCAGCGAAGAAGACCCGAGUUUGGAAGUUGUCAUGAAAAGCUUGACUGAUGAGGAAUCCAACAAAGCUGUCCUCAACCAGAUCAAACAAUCCAAAUCUUCAACAAAAGUACCAGCCAACUUACAGGAGAUACCCCUGGUGCCAGCACCUACUUAUCUUUCUCCAGAGGCAGAAGUCACCAGCCGUAGCAUCUUUCCACCUCCAUUGCCUGUGGAUCCCGCAACAUGUCCUAUAGUUCCGGGGCAGGAGAUGACUAUAGAGAUAUCUAAGGGUCGGUCAGGCCUAGGACUCAGCAUCGUCGGGGGGAAAGACACUCCACUGGAUGCCAUAGUGAUCCAUGAAGUUUAUGAAGAAGGGGCAGCAGCCCGAGAUGGCAGGCUUUGGGCUGGCGAUCAAAUUCUGGAGGUGAACGGGAUCGAUCUGCGGAAUGCCAGCCAUGAAGAAGCUAUCACUGCCCUGAGACAGACGCCCCAGAAGGUGCAGUUGGUGGUUUAUAGAGAUGAAGCGCAUUACAAAGAUGAAGAAAACCUGGAGAUUUUCUAUGUAGAUAUACAAAAGAAAACAGGCCGAGGACUAGGGCUCAGCAUAGCUGGAAAACGAAAUGGAAGUGGAGUGUUUAUCUCUGACAUUGUUAAAGGAGGAGCUGCAGACCUAGAUGGAAGAUUAAUUCAAGGAGAUCAGAUUUUGUCUGUAAAUGGGGAGGAUAUGAGAAAUGCCUCACAAGAGACUGUUGCCACUAUACUUAAGUGUGCCCAAGGCCUAGUGCAUCUUGAGCUUGGGAGAUUGCGAGCUGGAUCAUGGCUAUCGUCACGGAAAACAUCCCAAAACAGUCAGGCAAGCCAACAGAGUGUCCAUAGCCACUUCCACCCCGCGCUUGCUCCGGUCCUCUCUACCUUACAGAAUUUUGUCAGCACAAAAAGAUCUUCAGCAGAUGUGUCUCGGAGAAACUCAGGAGCAGAUAUGGGCCCAAGGACUGUGGAGAUAACAAGGGGACCAAAUGAUGCACUUGGUAUCAGUAUAGCAGGAGGGAAGGGAAGUCCAUUAGGAGAUAUUCCCAUCUUCAUUGCUAUGAUUCAAGCCAGUGGUGUGGCUGCACGUACCCAAAGACUCAGAGUUGGAGAUCGGAUUGUCAGUAUUAAUGGGCAACCUUUGGAUGGGCUGUCUCAUGCAGAUGCGGUUAAUCUACUAAAGAAUGCUUAUGGGAGCAUUAUCCUGCAGGUUGUGGCUGAUACCAACAUCGGUGCCAUUGCUACCCAGCUGGAGAGCAUGUCUGCAGGAUGCAACCUUAACUCUUCUUCUGAGCAUCCUUCUGAUGAUCCCGAAGCACCUCAGCCUAAGAUUAUUACUUUGGAGAAAGGCUCUGAUGGACUGGGAUUUAGUAUUGUAGGGGGGUAUGGAAGUCCCCAUGGAGACCUGCCCAUUUAUGUCAAGACUAUAUUUGCCAAGGGAGCAGCUGCGGACGAUGGCAGACUGAAGCGUGGCGAUCAGAUUUUAGCAGUUAAUGGGGAAGCUUUGGAAGGUGUUACUCAUGAGCAAGCUGUAGCUAUUCUGAAGCGCCAGAAAGGAACUGUAACAUUAACGGUGUUAUCAUGAAUGUCAUUGCGCUUGCGGAGAUAAAUACAAUUAUUUUAGAACAUCAGUAGAGCUAUAAUAAUACUGUUCAGCCCUGAGCAGAAUGUAGAGCAAACCCUGGCAAAAAUGAAUCAGUAUUCACGCCGUUGCCAGAAAGGGUAGUAUGCAUCUCGAGCUUCAUUUAGCCUUCCACAUUUAUCAGCCUUUCUCCCCGCCCUCCCCUACUUCUGGUGGCUUUUGAGGUUUCUCUGGACAAGCUUAAUUAAGAAACUUCAAAGAACAAUAUCCAUUUUACUUUAUUUAUACAUCGGUUUAUGCCCACUAGCCUGAACCCCAGUUGCAACUGCUGAACCUGGAAUCAAUUCGCACACAAAAGAGAAUUUAGAUCAUCAACUGAUCUCAUCUGAUGAGCAGAAAUAAAUGCCGAGUGACUUGUCAUCUCACUCAUGAUUUACUUAUGCUAAUUGUCCUUUCAAGUAUGCCAGAAAACAUUAGCAAUGUAAUUAAAUUACCACUGUUCCAAAUGAUGAAAUAUCAAAUUCUCCUCUGGGAAAUUAUUUGUGCUCAGCACAGUAAGUCUGAUAGUCAAAUGUGAACUUCUCAUGUUUAUCUUUUUGGGUAGGUCUAUGGAAGUUAGUCAGAGGUAAUUACUGUGAUGUGUCAAUUUGCAGCCUUUAGCAUGAAAAAUAAACUAGGGGAGAGGGAAAUUUAUUUUUUUAGGCUUUUAAAAUGUUUGAGCCUUUUCAGAUAUUUAGGCAGCAUGAACAACAGCAGCGUAUCUCGUUCUCUUCUAAUUAUAUUUUUAAAGAAGAAGAAAUGUGCUGAUAUAUGCCAGGCAUGUUGCAUACAAAGGCAGUUGUUGUUGUGCCAAGUUGCAGCAUAAUUGUUCAUCCUGAAACUUUAAUGAAGACAAAAGUUUGCUUCGGCAAUGUGAUCUUGUAAUUCUAGUAAUGAUGGUGAGCAGUCCCUCUGCACGUUGUCUUUAAGGCUAGAUGAAGUUAAUCCAAACCAGCAAACCGUUUUACAUUUCCAAGAGUCUUCCCAGGAUCAGAUAGUGCAGGAAGAGGCUUUCACGGAUCACAGAGGAUGCUUUUCUCUGGGGGCUGCUGGAGUUCAAUUUUGGAUAAUACCAAAUAAUACGAGGCGGCGGUGAGAUGAUCGCCGCGGAAGACUUCUGCGGCAGUUUAAGAUGAUGUCCUGCCGGGGCGGGCUGCCGUGCCCCUCCUCCCCAGGGCAGAGCAUGCAGAAGGGGGUUCCUCAGCCCCCUCCGGCAACUCAGACAGCUCAGUCGAAGCCCCCGACUAUUUUUUUUUUGGUUUAAGCUAAGCCAGGCGAGAGUGUGCUGAAUGAAACCCACGAGGAGCCUUCCCAAGGCCUGUCCCGCUCUGCGCGGUGGCGGUGGGAUGCAGGAACGUUCAGCCAAAAGUUAGCAACUUCGUUACGUGUCGCAGCCGUUCCUGCAGUGAUUAUAUGACCGUGGCCUUAGUGAUUUAGCAAAUGAAUUUGGUAGGCAGAUUAAUGGCAAUGCAAGUCAUUGUGGUUUAAUCUUCCUACCCAGAGGAACAGUAGGGUUUUAGAGGAAGCAGCCCAGUCUGAUUUGGACUAUUUGGUAUAAUUUAUAAUGAUGAUGUAGCUGGGAGAAAUGAAAGG
Gymnogyps californianus (California condor) is the source of this 7272-nucleotide messenger RNA. It is a transcript of the gene PATJ, whose product is annotated as PATJ crumbs cell polarity complex component. Gene Ontology annotation, molecular function: protein binding. The transcript is spliced from 44 exons. The record is from RefSeq and is a predicted model, not a curated record. Lineage: Eukaryota; Metazoa; Chordata; Aves; Accipitriformes; Cathartidae. Bases 1 to 5643 code for a protein of 1880 amino acids.